AUGACGUCCCAGAUCUUGGACGCUGCCCAGGCUUCUUCAGCCUCAAGCAACGGCAGCGACUCCAAGUCGAACACGCCGGCUCCGUCAAGCGCAACGUCCAACACGUCUCAGCACAGCUCUGGCGAGGAUAACUUGACCUGUCGCUGGAACUCCUGCAACCAGAAGUUUGCUAGCCCGGAGACACUCUAUGAACACAUAUGCGAACGCCAUGUUGGUCGCAAGAGCACCAACAAUUUGAACCUCACCUGCCAGUGGAAUUCUUGCCGCACUACCACCGUCAAGCGUGACCACAUCACGUCUCACAUCAGGGUCCAUGUUCCUCUCAAGCCUCACAAGUGUGAGUUUUGUGGCAAGAGCUUCAAGCGUCCUCAGGAUCUGAAGAAACACGUCAAGACGCACGCCGAUGAUUCUGUUCUUUCUCGCCCUGGACAGGAUCAUCAGGGCCUCAACUACAGAGCCCAAGCGCCCAAGGGCCCGAGCUACUAUGAUCACAAUGGCCAGAUUCGUUCUGGAGGCUUCUCGCACCAUCCAAGCCACGGCUAUUAUGCUCCCCAGCCCUCAACUAGCUACGGUCUCUACUUCAACCAAUCUCCCAUGAACACAUCUCGCGCCGAGAACGUUGGCUACCACGCUUCUGCCUCUGCUGGUGGCUACGACCGCAAACGCGCGUACGACAUGGUUGAUGACUUCUUCGGCAAUGCCAAGCGCCGCCAGAUCGACCCGACAUCAUAUACCCAGAUUGGACGCUCCCUCUUGCCUCUCCAUGGCUCGCUCUCUAUCCCAAACGGUCCGAUGACUCCUGCCGAGCAGUACAUGCCUCAGCCUGCACCUACCAUGGUUCACAGUGGUCCAACACCGACCCAGAACCCCCUCGCUCAGCAGUAUUAUCUGCCCAUGCCGAAUGCUCGGACACAGAAGGAUCUUGUCCAGCUUGACAACCUGCUCGGACAAAUGCAGGACACCAUCUAUGAGAACGCCAACCAUGCCACAGCCGGCGUUCACAUUCACAGUGGUGGCGAGGGCGGCUUUGGCGGAUACCGACACAGCCAGUCUCCGACCGUCCUCCAGCGCGGAUCUCCAACGGGUCUUCAUGUGGCCGCCGAGGGUUAUCAUCCAGUCUCAGCUGCUAGUAUGGCCUCGCCUCUUACUGCCAUAUCAUCCACUGGCACACCUGCUGUCACACCGCCGUCAAGCUCCAUGUCAUACACCUCGGGCCACUCGCCUAGCCCUUCGGCUUCAUCUGGGCUUUCUCCCCAGUCCCGCCACAGCAGCACCACAACGUCGUCUGCCAUGUAUCCCAGCCUGCCCACCAGUCUCCCUGCUGUGAGUCAGGGCUUUGGUUCUACCACUGCCACCCUUGGCUCCAGCUUCGACAGCAGCGAGCGUCGUCGGUACUCUGGCGGUAUGCUCCAGAAAGCUCGGACGAUUCCUCCUAUCCGCCCUGCUGAUGAAACCAAUGGGCGUUAUACGCCCAAGGCUGGUGACUCUGCCCUCUCCGUUGGCUCGCCAUCGUCUGAGUCGGACGUCAGUGAAACCACGAGAGAUCGCGAGGAGCAGUAUGACCGGUGGCUGGAGAAUAUGCGUGUCAUCGAGACCCUGCGAGAGUAUGUCCGCGGCCGUCUUGAGCGAAAGGAUUUCGCCAGCGAGGGUGAGACGGAAGCUCCUCAAAGGGAUAGCGACGCUAUGGACGUUGAUGUCAAAAGCCCCCCGAGACACACCAUUGGCCUUCGUGAGGGCGGCUCAUCGCUGUACCCUCGCCUCCCGGUUCCCGGUUCCUAA
Metarhizium album ARSEF 1941 is the source of this 1779-nucleotide messenger RNA. RefSeq names its product pH-response transcription factor pacC/RIM101. Gene Ontology annotation, cellular component: nucleus. Gene Ontology annotation, biological process: positive regulation of transcription by RNA polymerase II. The coding region runs from base 1 to 1779 and encodes 592 amino acids. Lineage: Eukaryota; Fungi; Ascomycota; Sordariomycetes; Hypocreales; Clavicipitaceae. The record is from RefSeq and is a predicted model, not a curated record. The transcript has 3 exons.